AUGGUGACGACAGCCCAAGAGCCUGAUAAUACUGAGCAUUCAGUCACGUCAUUAUGUCAUUGCUGUUCUCUGGCAAAACUCAGGAAGAUGAUAUGGGGUGCCAUCAUAACAUCUUGUCUUGCAGGUUUAUGGGUGGGUUCAAGUCACAUGGCAAGACUCACUUUGCAAGGAAUGAAUGCUGCAUUUUUCAUGACUUGGUUUACAGCCACUUGGAACAUUCUCUUUUUUCCUGUUUACUAUGUUGGAUCUUUACCACUUGCUCACAAGAAGGAGACUCCACUGAAACAAUUCAGGAAAUGGAUUCAGUUCUUAAGUGCGGAUGACUUUACUUUAAGGGCAUGUUUGAAGAAAAUGACCCUUUUCGCUAUCCUGUGGACAUUAACAAAUUAUUUGUACUUUUUGGCUUUGAAGAAGAUUAGCAUAACUGAAGCAUCUGCUCUCUUCUGCUGCAGCAAAGCCUUUGUCUUCCUCUUGUCCUGGAUCAUUCUCAAGGACAAAUUCAUGGGAGUGCGGAUUGUCGCCGUCAUUUUUUCCAUAAGUGGGAUAGUAAUGAUGUCAUACGCAGAUGGGUUCCAAAGUGAUUCCAUCACCGGAGUCGCACUGCUUGUAGGAUCAUCAUUAGCCUCAGCUCUUUACAAGGUGUUAUUCAAAUUAUUAAUGAGAGAAAUAAAAUCUGGUGAAACAUCAGUCUUCCUGUCAGCUCUAGGGGUUUUCAAUGCCCUCUUUCUGCUGUGGAUUCCCGUUAUUCUGUAUGUUACCAAAGUAGAAUAUUGGUCUUCUGCAUAUGACAUUCCAUGGGAGCAUCUCUGUGGAUUGGCUGGUUUCCUGCUCACUUUCAAUAUUGUGAUGAAUUUUGGAGCUAAUCUCACCUAUCCCAUUGUGAAUUCCUUUGGUAUAUUCCUCAGUGUACCUACCAGUGCAGAAAAUGAAUUAGGUGAAAAAAUACGUAGUGCACAAGAAACACUGUAUAAAAAUUCACAAGAUAGCCUGAUAGAUGUUUGUAUCUCUGAAUUAAUUGAACAGAUUAGCUGUUAUGAGCGCAAGCUACUACAAAUGAAACAGAAGAAACUCAAAAGAGGUGUAGCUGAUUUCCAAAAGGGCAAUGUCUUUGUAUGGCUGAAAGAGCAGAGAGUGAAUGCUCUCCAGAUGGAAAGAGGUGUUAAUACUGUUAGGAACAGAGAUCAACAACUUCGACCUACUACAUCUGGCUCUAAUGAGGCCGUUCUAGGGAUUUACACUAACAAGAUGGAUAACUUCAGUAACGUUAGGACAGCAGCCACAGUAAUCAUCUGCACAGGUUUCCUGCUGCUUCUUUUGCCAGAGGACUGGGACGAAGCUGUUCAACUUUUCUGCACCAGGUUACAAAAGAAGAAAAUAACAGAGGAAGGAGCCGAAACCAACAUGGAGGUUGGAAUACAUUCAUGGACAAAGAAUAAAAUGACUGCCAUUGUGACAUCUGCUUCAACUUAA
Protopterus annectens (West African lungfish) is the source of this 1470-nucleotide messenger RNA. Its product is annotated as putative thiamine transporter SLC35F3. Gene Ontology annotation, biological process: transmembrane transport. The coding region runs from base 1 to 1470 and encodes 489 amino acids. The transcript is spliced from 7 exons. Gene Ontology annotation, molecular function: transmembrane transporter activity. The record is from RefSeq and is a predicted model, not a curated record. Gene Ontology annotation, cellular component: membrane. Lineage: Eukaryota; Metazoa; Chordata; Ceratodontiformes; Protopteridae.